This is a messenger RNA of Erythranthe guttata (spotted monkey flower), 1209 nucleotides long. RefSeq names its product suppressor. NCBI's taxonomy places the organism in Eukaryota, Viridiplantae, Streptophyta, Magnoliopsida, Lamiales, Phrymaceae. The record is from RefSeq and is a predicted model, not a curated record. Gene Ontology annotation, biological process: auxin-activated signaling pathway.
UGUGGUAGACGAAUGGGCACGACACACCAAGUACAUAGAAUUCAAUUAUUUAAUUAAACUAUUAAUAAUAAUUAUAGAUCUUAAAUUUCGAUUACUAUAAAAAGGGUAUCGAAAAUCCCAUUUAUUCUCAAUCAUUUCAAAUCUCACCACCCCGCAUUCUGCGCCUGCUUAACACAAAUAGUAACUUUUCUUAUAUUUGCAGUACCAAAUUUACUAAAUAUCAAAACACACCCAUGUCUGCUGUGAUCACCCAGUGGAGGAACAACAACUCCGGCGAGAUCGAUGUUUUUGAGGCGGCCCGGUAUUUCUCCGGCGGCGCCGAUCAGAACCCAAUUAACACAGCCGUUCCUCCUCCUCCUCCUCAAAGAGCACUUGCCUGCAGGAUAAGCCUGGAAAUGCCAAAGAAUCCGUACAGUAAUCUGUCCGCCGCCGCCGCCGCCGCCAUGGACCACGGUGGAGAUCAGAAAAAGCAAGAGAAGAAGAAAUACAAACAGCCGAGCUCUCCCGGUGGGAAACUCGCCAGUUUCUUGAACUCCCUCUUCAACCAAACAACCUCGAAAAACACAACCACCAAGAAGCUGAUGAAGAAGAAGAACACGUCGGUUAAAUCUGGCAGUAGCAAUAACGAUCUGGAAGAAGAGAGAAAACGAAGAAGCAGCAUCAGCCAUUUCAAAAUCACAACUACUAGUGAUUCUUCGAAUAAAUCCACGUAUGCAAAUAUGAUGGCAACUCCGACGAAAUCAUCGCUCAGAAGUCUGUCUCACCACCAGAUCGAGCUGGGGGUUUCGGCCCCCUCCAGAAUAAUCAACGCUGGCGUUGAUCAGAAAAGAACUAUUAGUGACAACAAUAUUAUUAGUUACAGGAAUAAUAAUGCGGGGUUUGGAUUUUCAGACAGGAGUUCGACCGUCAUGAAUAGGAAAUUCAGCGAUGACGACGACGACGACGAAGAUGGCGCAGAGAGCGAUUCGAGUUCGGAUUUGUUCGAUUUGCCGAACCAUGAUUUGGAUUUUUGCUCGGCAUCAAGUGGUAAUUUGCCUGUAUACGGAACAACCCACAUGGAUAGAAUCAGGAUUUCUGCACCUAUUUCCGCCGUUGCAACAUUUCUAUAAUAUUUUUGUAUUAUAUGUAAUUAAUUAAGAGUAAUGUGCAAAAAGAAAAAGUACCCCUGUGUAAUUCUUAUCUGCCAAAACCUCCUUGUGAUAAAAUAAC